GAGGAGGGGCCAGGGAUCCGUCCGUCCAGUGUGUGUUGCGCGGCGGCUCAGUGUGGAGGCGGCGAGGGAGAGAGAAAGGGGACGAGGCGCCCCGGGCUGGAACACAGGCUGUGGUUGGGACUAGAGAGACUCGGCAUUUGGUGGUAGUACCCGACUGACGGAAGAGAGUGGAAGGAAGGAAGAAAUAAGAGAGAAUACCCGAGGACGAGGUCGACCUUCAACCAUGGCUGCGAAGGAUGAUCAUGGCGAGGCGCUCAAGUAUGACCCCGAAUUCCGAGGUCCCAUCAAGGGCCGCUCCUGCACCGACAUCCUGUGCCUGCUGCUGUUCCUGGUGUUCCUGGUGGGGUGGGGCGUCGUCGCGGGCUUCGCUGCGACCAGCGGAGACCCUUCGAGACUGCUGUACCCAACAGACAGCUUCGGGCGCGUGUGCGGCAAGGACCCCGGACUGGAGGACAAGAAAUUCCUCUUCUUCUUUGACCUGACCAAGUGCGCCAGCCCCAAGGUCAUUGCCACCGGUUGCCCCACGCCUCAGGUGUGUGUGGAAAAAUGUCCAAGCAAGAAUUGGUUUUAUACGUCGGCAACAGCAGACAAGAAAGACCUCAUUUGCAAGGACACGGUUAACAUAACUCAAAUGACUGCUGACAAACUUGUUAAUGAGGGCCACUGUGCCAGGUACUAUGUGGAAAGCGAUGACCUUGCUCGUCGGUGCAUACCAAAGAACAUAUCGGCAGUUGCAGAACAAAUUUUCGACAGCUUUGCAGAAACAACACAGUUAAACAAAUUUGAGAAAGUCGAGUAUCUCGCAAAUGCCAUGAAAUAUGUAAUGAGAUUUGGUCAUCUGCAAGAGGUGGCAGACGGUGUGUUCCAAGACAUCAAAAUGACAUGGUGGAUCCUGCUGGCUGGCUUUGGUGUGGCGAUGGUGGUGUCCUUCAUCUGGAUCCUGCUCCUGCGCUUCAUCUCGGCUGUCAUGAUCUGGUUCUCUCUCGUUGCCUUCAUUGGCCUCUCUGGAUUUGGUGCCUAUUACACACUCAACAAGUACCUGACUCUGCGCAAUAUUGACAACUCUACCAUGACAAAAGCGGAAUUUGAGUUUACUACAGAGUUUAGCAAAUAUGCUGAAUUGGAGACCACGUGGCUCAUUCUGUUCAUCAUCACAGUCACAAUAUUCCUAGUGUGUUUGUUGGUGCUGAUCUUCCUGCGUAAACGCAUCAAUAUUGCCAUUGCUCUGAUUGGACAAGCCAGCAAGGCGGUUGGUGACAUCAUGUCAACGCUCUUCUUCCCAGUUGUACCAUACAUCUUGCAGCUUUUCUUCCUGGCAUUCUUCUGUGUGGUGGCUCUCUUCUUAUCAUCAGCAGGGAAGGCUGAGUACAGAGUCAUGUGCCCAGGCAAUGUUUGUGUUGGCUGCAGCGGUGUUACAGAAAAUGCCACGUGUAAUUUUGAAACCUUUGAUAACUCUUCUUGCCCUGGAGCGAUGUGCCAGUUUUAUGACUAUUAUGUAGAUCCUAACAUACCUCGCCUUCAUAUCUACAAUGUGUUUGGCCUGUUUUGGUCCAUGUUCUUUAUUUCUGCCUUCGGAGAAAUGGUGUUGGCUGGAGCCUUUGCCUCGUGGUACUGGGCUUUUGACAAAUCAAAGGACGUGCCUUCAUUGCCGGUAACUUACAGCUUCGGAAGGACUCUAAGAUACCACAUUGGAACUAUUGCCUUUGGUUCGCUAAUCAUUGCAAUUGUCAGAAUGAUAAGAGUGAUUUUAGAGUACAUUGACUACAAAGUAAAACAGCAAACGGAUAGUAAGAUUGUACGCUGCCUUCUUUGUUGCUGCCGUUGCUGUCUCUGGUGUCUGGAGAAGUUCCUCAAGUUCAUCAAUAGAAAUGCCUAUGUGUAUUGUGCCAUUUAUGGAAAGAAUUUCUGUGUCUCAGCAAAGAAUGCCUUCUCUCUUAUUAUGAGAAAUAUUGCAAGAGUCGUUGUAUUGGACAAGGUAACAGACUUCUUACUCUUCAUUGGCAAGAUGGUGGUUGUUGGCGGGGUUGCUGUGGCCUCCUUCUUUAUAUUCAGCGGUGAAGUACCGGUCUUCAAGGAUCACAUUCCACAGAUGAAUUACUACCUCACUCCUGUCAUCAUCAUUACUGUCGGCACAUUCUUUAUUGCCUCGGCCUUCUUCUCUGUCUAUUCUAUGGCUGUAGAUACCUUAUUCCUCUCUUUCCUGGAGGACUGUGAGAGAAACGAUGGAUCAGCAGAAAAGCCUUAUUUCAUGAGCAAAGAUCUAAUGAGGAUCUUGGAAAAGAAGAACAAAUUUAAGGAGGAAUGAUUUUUUUCCUUCUCAUUUUUUAAAAAUCUAAUGAUAUAGUUUUGAUUUCUUGACUCUGAUUAAAAGAUAUAUGUAUGUAUGGAGAUUUUUCUCAUAAGAAAGUGUUUUUAAAGACUGAAAGUGACUAGUCAUAACAAAAGUGUGCGAUUGGAAGAAGCAAGGAAGGUAUGAAGAUGUGCAUCUCAUUCCUCAAACUUGAUUGAUGUUAAAAAAAAAUCUUUUAGUUAAUAUUUACCUCUCUUUGGAUAGCAGGCAUUUGCUGUGAUUUAUAAUGCUGGAAGAGAGAUGCUCAGUUAAUUUUGUGAUCAGAGUUCAUGAUUUAUGGAAAGGAAACAAGUUUGGUGUUCAGUGAUAGAACCAGAAUUAUAUUAUUAAAUGUGAAUAACUUGAAUAUAUAGAGUUUGCCUUUCAUGGUGGUUUAAGGCACAAGAGGCCAAUUUCAGGAUAAUUUGAGUGAUGACAUGUAUGGUCACUGAGCUAUAAUUGUGCAGUAGUUUUUGUUAUUGUAAUUUUAGAACUAUACACAGUUGUAUAUGUUUUCUUAUUUUUUUGUAAUAAAAUCUUGAAUAUAUUCCUAUACAAGAUCUGUUUUUAUAUUCUUUUUUUUAUCUGGUUCUUAAUUAUACCCAUCUGCCAUAGCAACAGUUUAAGGAAUAACAUAUAUCCAUCUUAUUUCAUAUUUACAGCUCUGUCAAAGAGCAUCAAUAUCAUUUGUUUUUAAUUUAUUUCAGAAAGUGUUUAUUUGGCAUCAUCCACGACAAAACUUGUUUUUUUUUCUGGGAGAAGUACAUUAAUGUUGCUCUGCUUCCGAUACAUUUUGUUUAUCUAUGAAUGAUACAGUUACAUGACUCUGAAUUUUACAUGAUGUCACAGUUGUUAAACAGCUACCAGUCUACUUCCACCUUAAUGCAUGUGUGUGACAUUUUCUCACAUGAUUUACUUCCAAGUAGCUUCAGUAGCAAGAAACAACUAGUCAUUUGGUCCAUGUUUGUAUUGUGGUUAUUGAUAAACAUCUUUCAUAACACA
Penaeus vannamei (Pacific white shrimp) is the source of this 3331-nucleotide messenger RNA. RefSeq names its product Choline transporter-like 2 (gene Ctl2). Gene Ontology annotation, biological process: transmembrane transport. The record is from RefSeq and is a predicted model, not a curated record. Gene Ontology annotation, molecular function: transmembrane transporter activity. Lineage: Eukaryota; Metazoa; Arthropoda; Malacostraca; Decapoda; Penaeidae.